Molecule: messenger RNA, 836 nt
Organism: Sesamum indicum (sesame)
Lineage: Eukaryota; Viridiplantae; Streptophyta; Magnoliopsida; Lamiales; Pedaliaceae
Product: putative histone H2A variant 3
Cellular component (GO): nucleosome
Molecular function (GO): DNA binding; structural constituent of chromatin; protein heterodimerization activity
Source: RefSeq, a predicted model, not a curated record
UUGCUAAAAUUUCCAUAAUCCCAAUCCAAACGCUUCCCAUAUUACGGAGAGAGAGAGAGAGCGAGUCGAUUAUCUUCGUCGUCUUGUUUUCCUGGAAAAACUUUGAAAAUUUUCUUUGUGGAAGUGCGAAGAAGUGUUUGGAUCUGGGUAGAGAAGACGAAUGUCGGGAAAAGGGGCAAAGGGUCUGUUGACGGGGAAGACCCCAGCGUCAAAGGACAAAGAUAAGGACAAGAAGAAACCCAUCUCUCGUUCUUCUCGCGCUGGUCUUCAGUUCCCUGUUGGACGUAUCCACCGACUCCUGAAAGAGCGAGUCACUGCUCAUGGAAGAGUAGGCGCUACAGCUGCGGUCUACUCUGCUGCCAUUUUAGAGUACCUAACUGCUGAAGUGUUGGAGUUGGCUGGAAACGCCAGCAAGGAUUUGAAGGUGAAACGUAUCACACCUCGGCAUCUGCAGCUGGCUAUACGUGGUGAUGAGGAGCUUGAUACUCUUAUCAAAGGAACAAUAGCUGGCGGUGGUGUGAUCCCACAUAUACACAAGUCACUAAUCAACAAGUCCUCGAAGGAAUAAACUUUUCAUAUCCUUACUCCUGUUCGGGCAAUCAAAAGAUGCUUUUGGUUUAAGGUUUAGGCUUAGGCUUAGGCUGUCUACAUUUACAUGUUUUAUUUGUGGCAUGUCAUGAAUCCAAGAAUGGCUGAUUGAUAUCCAUUCAAAAGAGUUUCUAAGAUAUUCUCGAGAGUAGGAAUCAUUUUCACAUGUAUUUAAUAACUGCACUUGUGCAAAAUGGACAGUGUAGUGUUUGUUUUAUGUGAAUUAUGUUAUUUGCGUCAUUGGCAUA